AUGGAAACGUUUAAGAAAACAUAUUAUUUAGGAGGUCCCCCAAAAUCAUCGCAUGAUGAAAAAGCAGAAGAAAAGAGAAAACAAUAUAAAGUUAAAGAAAUGAAAACACAAACGACAACCGCGACAACAGCAACAGCGACAGCAACGUCGUUACAAGAAAAAAAAUUAAUGCAAGCUAAACAAUUAUUGGCACAUUUAAAAUGCGUUAGUAAAAUGAGAAAAAUUACGUCAUCGGAUGUACAAAAUUUCGAGUGUUUAAAAUCUCGGAAAACCGGAAGGGAAAAACGAGAAUCGAAAGGGUUCGAUAAAAAAUUUAAUUCAUUUCAACAAUACGUCACAACUCUAUGA
Molecule: messenger RNA, 348 nt
Organism: Pediculus humanus corporis (human body louse)
Lineage: Eukaryota; Metazoa; Arthropoda; Insecta; Psocodea; Pediculidae
Exons: 2
Coding region: 1-348 (115 amino acids)
Source: RefSeq, a predicted model, not a curated record